Molecule: messenger RNA, 4314 nt
Organism: Maylandia zebra (zebra mbuna)
Lineage: Eukaryota; Metazoa; Chordata; Actinopteri; Cichliformes; Cichlidae
Gene: scamp5a
Product: secretory carrier membrane protein 5a
Biological process (GO): protein transport
Cellular component (GO): trans-Golgi network membrane; recycling endosome membrane
Source: RefSeq, a predicted model, not a curated record
GGCCGGGCACAACCCAGCGUCGAGGAGGGGGCCGGUAUGUACGUAAUGAAAAGACCAUACGUGACGUGCCCGCCUCUUACUCCCAACCCCAUCAUUUGAGGAAAUACGCGACAUUUUCGUGUGAUUAGCGCCAGAUCUAGCUGUUUCGGCCACUGUAUUUUAAUACAGAUGAAAUCGUAGGAUGCAAUUUAAACGGACGGAGGUAUUCUAGCGACAUUCACGGACUGAACCGGAGUUUGCUUUUCAAGGGAGCUGAGAUUGAAGAACUCUGUGUGCCUGGUUUACAAGUGGCGGAAAGCAGUGAAUCAUGGCAGAAAACAACUUCCCUCCCCUUCCUCGCUUCAUCCCCCUUAAGCCAUGUUUUUACCAAGACUUCAACGAGAUCCCAGACCAACACCGCACUAUGUGCAAGAGGCUCUACUACCUCUGGAUCUUGCAUAGUGCCACGCUAGCUGUUAAUCUGAUUGGUUGCCUGGCAUGGAUGUGUGGAGGCGGUGGAGCUACCAACUUUGGCAUGGCUAUCCUGUGGCUCAUCCUCUUCACCCCUUGUUCCUACGUGUGCUGGUUCAGGCCCAUCUACAAGGCCUUGAAGACAGACAGCUCAUUCAACUUCAUGGCUUUCUUCUUCGUCUUCAUGGCCCAGGUGGUGAUCAGUAUUAUCCAGACUGUUGGCAUUCCAGGCUGGGGAGUGUGCGGUUGGCUGGCCACCAUCACCUUCUUCAGCACCAACAUUGGCUCAGCUGUGGUCAUGCUGAUUCCCACCAUCAUGUUCACUGCAGUGGCUGUUUUAUCCUUCAUCGCCCUCUCAAAGGUGCAUAACUUCUACCGCGGCAGUGGUGGCAGCCUGGGUAAAGCCCAGGAGGAGUGGGCUACGGGUGCCUGGAAGAACCCCCAUGUCCAGCAGGCAGCCCAGCAGGCCGCCAUGGGGGCUGCUCAAGGCGCCAUGCAGCAGAAUCAGUACUCAGCAGCUCCCACCUACAACUACGACGAACCCAUGUAGGACAGAGGAGUAGGCCAGGCGGCUGAGUGGGAGAACUAAAAAGGGAUCAAUUAAGAACACAAUUCAGAAUUAGGUGCCCGUCAUUAUAACACUGUAAUGCUGAACUCAAACAGAACAAUGUAAAAGUCAUGUUUUUGGUGCAAAUGUACUGGGAUUUCAUUAUUUUACUCGGUUCACAUUUAAAUCAACAGUUAUUUUAAAAAGCAAAAAAUGUUGCUGUUGUUUUAUGCUGCUCAGUUGUAGCUGGUCGGUGUUGUUUUCCAACAGAGACACAUAGCCUAAAAUAGGUAGACCCAGUCCCCUGAGCAUCUUCAGUUUAUUUGAGUAGGUGGUCUCCAAUGUCACUCUGUAAAUUUUCUAAUGAUCUUUAAUGUGAUAUUUAAGGGACUGAAACAGCUAUAUUGUUAAGGGUCUUUACUUUUAUUAGCCUUGAAGAUCACCAAUGCUGAAACAGUUAUUUCUCAGCUGAUGUAAUGGACUAGCUGUUUGGCUAAAUUCUUAUAUACAAAUGUCAAGAAUUUUUUAUUUCCCAUUAAAGGAAUAGUUUGACCAUCUUGGGAAACACCUUAAUUCACUCUCUUGCUUCAGGGUUAUAUAUAGGGUAUUAUAAAAUUAAUCUUUGCUAGCAGCCAGUUAGCUUGAAUUAGCAAAAAGACCAGAAACUAAAGCUGAAACAGAUAGUUUGGCUUUAUCCAAGGAUAUUAAAAUCUUCUUAGCAAUUAUAGCUAGCAGUAUAGCUCUAAUAAUCUGACUAGCUCGUUAUAUGUCACUUAAGAGCUCUUAGAGGCAGAUUUUAUUUCAUUUUGACAAAGUCAUGCAAGCUGUUUCUCACAGAUGUGAAAGAUCCACAGAUCGCAAGGGGAAAAUAUGUACUCUCCAACGGGCUAGCAAGUGGUUCCUGGAUAUUGCCAAUAGUCACCAGGUGAAAUCACUCAAAAAAAAAAAGGGUGCAACACCAAAAACCUCCCUUGUGGUUGCUUUGGUUGCUAGCAGGUCAAAUUUAGUUUGCAUUGAAGAUGCUGACUUGUAUGCAAAUGCUCGCUAACUAUUGACCUAGCAGCAGUAAAACUUGAAAAAGUGCAACUUAACCAGGAACGUUCUGCCUUUUGAAACAUGUUGGCUGCACCGCUGAGGCACAACUUUUAUUUUAAAGGCUAACGUUUUCCGUUUCACCACAGCUCAGAUAGCAGUUAGACAGUUUUUGUAGACAAGUUAGCAUCUUCCUUGCAAACUACUAGCAACCGCAGCAAUCUGUUAGCGACCAAAGCUAUUUCAUAUUUACAUACAGAUGUGACAGGGGUUGCUUUUUAACUUACAGCAAGAAAUUAAUUGGAUCAAACUACCUAUUUCUUAAAGGUUAUGGUACAUUUUAAGUAACCUUUUGAGUUGUUGUUUUUUUUUUUUAAUUAUGCUUAAAUACCAGUAAAGAAACUCAUCAUCUUUCUCUGCUUUUUUUCUUUCCUUUUUUUUGAUUGAAAAAGAAAGUUAAACCGACUAAAUUGAAUAUUCUAAAAAACAGAAAUAUGGAGUUUUUGUUUUGGUGAUCUUUUUGACAGUAUAAGUCGAUUUAUUUACAUUCUCAGGAAAAGUCUAAUAGCUGUUUUUAAAUUCUACCUGUAAAGCCUGUAGAGCUUCAACAUGUCGGGCUUUUGUCUCCUUAUAUCGCCCCUAUUGACCAUGUUUGGUUUUGUCGUUACAUACUAGUUUUAUGUUGAGCAGGCUGAGUUUAGUUCAAGUAUUUCAUUUUUUUUUUCAUGUUAAAGUGAAGCACACGCAGUAUUUAAAGAUUGGAGUUUAUUGGUCAGACAUUCCAAAUCAAUGUUAGUAUAAAGGUCAAAGUGAAAGAAAACCAAAACACUUGCAGGUUAUGGUAAGUAAUAGUAAUAAUUGUUGUAAGGUGGUCAUAACAUUGUAUGGAGUGAUGGAUGUUUACUCUCCCUUUGGCAAACUCUCCCGCUUACCCCUACGUGUAAAUGCUUCAGUGACUCCUUGUUUCUGAAAUUCGGGAUUUCAGGCCUUAGUGUGUUAUUUCGUGGAUGUUGGUGUUAUUCCAUGAGUUGGUGUAAUAAGAAAUCUACAUAAAAGAAAAAAAAAAGAAUAUUAAAUUCAAUCCAGCUAUUUCUUUAUGGAGUAAAAUAUCACAAAAAGACAUUCGUGCGUAGCCCCGGUGAGGCCUGAUGUGUUCAGUCAGAGACGGUGUCGUUCUGGUUUCUUCGAGUCUUUGAAAGCUUCAGCAUACAGUAGAUGGUUCGUACAGUCGAACACUAUUAGAUUUAAAACAGUGAAGUUAUCUGAAUCCUCGUUACUUUAAAAUCUGUGAGUCGUCUUGUCUGAUUGUGAUGACGUGGUUUCCAGUAGGCUGUUUGUUGUGCUACCUUUUAGUUGUUUUGUUUAUCUCUCUUUUUUCCUGUGUAUUUGAAUGACGUGUGGAUGCUUGUGAAGCACAUGAUUUGUUGUGUCUUUCUGUUUUUUGUUUUUUUACUAUACUUUUUGUUUUUGGAAAAAAAAGUAAGUAAUAUUUGCGCUGGUUUUCCUCUUGGCAUCGGUGCAAACUUCAUUCAGAGUGGAGCAAUACUAACAGUAGAGUUAUUACAAUCAGCUGGGGUCCUGUUGUGCAGCCUUUAAAUACAGGAAGAAAAAUGUUACCAACCCCAACCUAAAGUGUCAUAAAAUGAAUAGCUAGCCUGUUUUUGAGUUGGACACCACUUGUAUGAUUUUACAGUUUCAUAGCAUUUUCACCAGCACAUGCACACACAGAAGUAAGGAGGUGUAACCCUGUAAAAAGUACCAUACAUCCGCUCAUCUGUUAGUAAAUGCACAGCUGGCCAUUUCUAUAACGUAAAUGUGAAUUUUUUUGCACAAAGUUGAACAAAUAAGCUACUUUCCCUGUGUAUGUAGUAAGUUGGUGAACUUUGGAUCAGUCCAAACUUUCCGCCAUAUGUACAUACGGCACAAUUCAUGUGUUUAUGGAAAUUGCAGCUGUGUAGUUAUUGUGUAGCAGGAGCCGCUUAUACACUUAAUGCCACUGUAUCAAAGCUUCUGAAAGCCAUUUUCCAUCUUAUUCCCACAUGUACUGUAUGUUGUGUAAAAUGUAUUAACAUGUACUAUAUCAUAAGUAUAUAUGAAUAUAUAAUUACUUGAGGUGCAGUAAAUAUUUGCCAUGGAUCAAACAAAUUGAGUAGGCCCUAAAUAGUCGAAUAAGUCGUUUGAGGGGGCUGCGUCUCCACGAGUGAACGAGGAAAACAUUUUGUGUAUUACUUUUGUAUUAUUUGGUCUUACCCUAAUAGAUAUUAAAUAGUUCUUGUUGCAUCCUG